AUGUCCUAGAAGAAAAAUAAAAGUAUGAAAAAAGGAGUACCAAACUUUUUACUCAAAACCUACAACAUCGUUAUGGUAUUAAACAAUUUAUACAUCUACGAAUAUUCCUAAAUUGAUCAUCAGAAAUUUUGAUGAUUUUAGGAAUUAAAUUCUCGAAUUAUUAAUUAUAUUCAUUUGAUUUUUAAUAAAUUUUAGAAUCCAGAAAACGAAGAUAUUAUUGGAUUUACUGAUAAAGGAAAUGCAUUUGUAGUUAAAGACCAAACCAAAUUAAGUAAUGAGAUUCUACCAACUCAUUUUAAACAUCAUAAUUUUAGUUCUUUUAUAAGAUAAUUAAAUAUGUAUGGAUUCAAGAAAAUUCGUAAUGUUAAUAAUCAAAAUGAAUUUAGUCAUUAUUAUUUUAGAAAAAAUAUGGAGUAUUUUAACUAUUUUAAUUUAGACAUUUAUUAAUCAAUAUACCAAGAAGAAAUGGUGGUAUUAAAAACAAAAAAGAAAAAUCAAUUAAAGUAAAAAAUUACAAAGUGAAAUAAAUUCAAGAAGACUUAUUUGAGAAAUAUAAUUCUUUAAAAUAAGACAUUUAAAAUAUCAAUAUAGAAUCAAAUUUCAUAAAUAAAUAAGUAGAAUAGGUAUUAUUUUGUAAUGCUAUUAGUUUUAAAACACUUAAUCCACGCUGCUUGAAUCCUAUCAUUCUUUAUUUAUGGAAUUUAGUGUUAUAAAAAAUAAGCGCCAAACCUAUAAUGAUUUAAUGUGUUAAUUGCUAUUUAAAUUAACCAACACUUCUCCUAAUGACUAAUUACAAAGUAUUAAAAUUAAAUUAAUAUUUUAGACAUGGUUUAAAAAUUCAAUAAUACAAAUUAAAAUACAAUGAGCAAUGGAGCUGGAAGCUCUGAUAAUAAUAAUGAAUAGAAUGGAGGAUCUAGUAAAGAUGGUAAUUUAAAUAUUUUUAUAUUCUAGAUACAAAUUAGAGUAAUGCAAGUAACCAAUAAUUAGAAGAAGAAAGAAUAAAGGCUGUAUGA
Paramecium primaurelia is the source of this 1013-nucleotide messenger RNA. The record is from the annotation of a GenBank genome assembly. NCBI's taxonomy places the organism in Eukaryota, Ciliophora, Oligohymenophorea, Peniculida, Parameciidae.